Rhipicephalus sanguineus (brown dog tick) is the source of this 3274-nucleotide messenger RNA. RefSeq names its product NADPH oxidase 5 (gene Nox). NCBI's taxonomy places the organism in Eukaryota, Metazoa, Arthropoda, Arachnida, Ixodida, Ixodidae. The record is from RefSeq and is a predicted model, not a curated record. The coding region runs from base 377 to 2914 and encodes 845 amino acids. The transcript has 3 exons. Gene Ontology annotation, molecular function: calcium ion binding; superoxide-generating NAD(P)H oxidase activity. Gene Ontology annotation, biological process: superoxide anion generation; defense response. Gene Ontology annotation, cellular component: plasma membrane; NADPH oxidase complex.
AUGUGCAUGCGACGAACGUGGCCAUGAGUUGUGCCUCAAGUUCUGAGUGUUCCGAAAGGCUCCCGGGCAGCGGUGGCGCACUGCGACAAGCAGUGAAAUGUAUCGAUCGCUACGCGCGCAGGGAUGCCACUUAUAAAUCGGCUUCCGCACUGAACACUGGGCUGGCCACAUUCUCGACCUUAAAGCCAAUGUUAGUAAGUUUUAACUAGCUGCAGCAGUGAAGUGCCCGUGGGUUCUUAACCGCGUUGUGCUGCGUUGUGGAUUGGUGGGCGUUAAUAAGUGGAAGAUGUGGCACCUCAGAGCGUACUCUUGAGCCUGCCCGAGUUUUCAGGUAUUUGCUCGUUGUGGCUAGGUCGAUUGGUACGAAGGACACGACAUGGAUAUCAUCGCUAGGCUUCCCGAAGCCGAGUCGCCUACGGGUCUCACGUUCGAAAACUUGGACCACCUGGAACGUGUGUUCCGUGAAGCAGUUGGGCCUGGCAAGGAAUUGAACCGGGAACAGUUCCGCCAGAUCGUACAGUCCCGCAAUGCCUUCUUCGCCGAACGAAUGUUCCAACUGUUCGACACCGAUAAGUCCGGCACCAUAUCGCUGGACGAGUUCAUCUCGGCCGUGAAGCGUUUCGCCAAGAAGUCGCAGGACGACAAGCUGGCGAUCCUGUUCCAGCUUUACGACGUCGACGGCGACGGUCUCAUCCAACCGCAGGAACUGCGGGACGUCAUGCGGGCCUGCAUGGAGGAGAACGGCCUGCAGUUCACCGAGUACGAACUGGACGAAUUGACUAACGUCCUCUUCGAAGACGCAGAUCGCGACGAAACGGGCUCUGUGACGCUGGACGAACUCCGGUGCCAACUCCAGAGCAGGCCGGGCCUUUACGAGAACCUGACGGUCAGUGUCGAGCGCUGGCUUCUUCCGCCCUCGGGCCGCCGUUCCGCAAAGCCUGCGUUCACUUCGCGUUGGCCCAAGAAGCUUACGCGGAUCUACCUCAGGAACAACGCGGUGAGCGCUGCAUUUUGCUUCUGCUUCUUCGCCCUCCAGUUGGCGGUGUUCCUCAGUCGCAUGGAAGCCGAAUCAAUGAAGCACCGGGACCUCAAAGAGAGUAUCGACCGCUACUGGUUUCAAGUACUUACCUGGCAGAUGGGAGCGCUGGCCGGUUUGAACCAUACCAGUGAAGGCUUUUUCAGCGCUCAAGACGGCGCCGAAGUCGAGUGGAUGCCCAACGCGCCUACGAUGGGACUUCACAGCGAGUACGAACUUGUCGCCCGCGAAUUCGGCCAGCUACUGAACUUCGUAUGCGCGUUCACGGCGCUUCCUGUACUGAGACACUGCAUCACUUGGCUUCGAAGCCACGGCGCGGGCAGGUUCGUGCCGUUGGACAGCAGCAUAUACUACCACAAGCUUACGGGUUGGUGCAUCUUCGUGUACAGCAUCCUUCACACCUUAGCUCACGUGUUCAACUUCAUUCGCCUCUCCAAGGGAGACUGCCACGUGCUCGUGCUGUUCCUGUUCACGACGCAUCACGACAUCGGCUGGGUAGGCGGUACUGCGUCCAUAACCGGCUGGGUUCUUCUAGUGGUCCUCACGGUGAUGGUCGUCUGUUCGCUGCCCUGCCUGCGUCGAAGCGGCCGGUUCGAAGUGUUCUACUUCACGCAUCUCCUUUACACGGUCUUCUGGUUCUUCUUGAUUCUGCACGCGCCAAAUUUCUGGAAGUGGUUCCUCGUGCCCGGUCUGCUGCUCACGAUGGAGAUGUUGGUGCGAGCCUGCCGGUUCUUCAGCUCGUAUGGCAUGACCACGGUGCUCAAAGGCGUCAUCUUGCCCUCCAGAGUGAUUCACCUCGUGUUGAAGAAGCCUCCCGACUUCGACUACCACCCCGGCGACUACAUCUACCUCAAUAUCCCGUGUCUGGCGCGAUUCGAGUGGCACCCGUUCACCAUCAGCAGCGCUCCCGAAAAGGACGACGUCAUCUGGCUGCACAUACGCUCCUUCGGUGGCUGGACCAACCACCUUUACCAGUACUUCGACAACUUCAGGCGCGAGGCUUCCGAGCUUCCGCCGUCCGGAAGGGUGAGCGCUACGGAUUUGCGGCUCCGCUCUCUCGACGGACUUGAGCGCGCUCACCUAGACAAGAGCAGGCUGAGGGACUCCGAGAGUGUGGUGCUCAUGCCUCGAGGCACGCAGCCGAGGGACAGCUGCGCCUUCCUAGAGACGGGACACGAACUGGAGGCCAUCGUCGAGAGGGGCCUCGAGACGGGAGCGCGCUACGCAGACUACACGAGCCUCAUCAUCGCCAAGAACCCGUUGACCGUGCGCAUAGACGGCCCUUACGGGUCACCCUCGAGCCACAUCUUUCGAGCUCAGCAUGCCGUCUUGGUCGCCGCUGGCAUUGGGGUUACGCCUUUUGCGAGCAUCCUUCAGAGCAUCAUGUACAGGUACUACCAGGCUCGGUCCACUUGUCCCCAGUGCAGCCACUGUUGGGUCGAGAAGCUGCCGAGCAGCGUCAUGAAGCUGCGCAAGGUGGACUUCAUCUGGAUCAACCGGAGUCAGCAGUCUCUCGAGUGGUUCGUGCGACUUCUGAGCGACCUGGAGGCCGAGCAGGCGCUCCUGGGCGACGUCCUCGAGCGGUUCCUGGACGUGCACAUCUACAUCACGUCCGCGCUCAGUCGCACCGACAUGAAGGCCGUGGGCCUGCAGUUGGCUCUGGACCUUCUACACGAGAAGGACAAGCGCUGCCUCAUAACGGGACUCAAGAGCCGCACCCAGCCCGGCCGGCCCGAUUGGGAGAAAGUGUUCGAGAACAUCAAGGAGCAGAAGAAAGGCAAGGUGACCGUGUUCUACUGCGGACCGCCGGCGCUCAGCCAGAUCCUGCACGACCACUGCAACAGGCAUCACUUCGCGUUCAGAAAGGAAGUGUUUUAAGCGAAUCCCAAUGGUGUCAUCGUGUAUAUAUUCUAGGUUUCCUAGUGUCCUGCUCAUGUCCUUGCAGCAAGAGCUUUGCUAGAAACCCAGAGAUGGUGAUGUAAAUAAUAAUUUUAUCGUUGCGUGUGUUUUAAGCAACCAGCAAGACAUGUUCGUUCUUACCGACUGGUUGUAACAUUUUAGCAAACCCUUUGCGUUGAUUAUAUUAACAGCUCACACUAAGUGUUCGCAAUUAUCGCAGUUAUUAUUCUUGUUAAUAGUAAAUGUAGCGAGUUUUAGGUGAUGAAAUAAAAACAUGCUGAAAGUGUGAUUUUAACGAAAGCAAUAAACCUCUUCUUAAAAGAAGCCUUCUAUAAAGCU